AUGGUGGUAUUUGUCGACCUCGACGAUGCACUUCCCGAUGGAUCGGCACAUUUGGAGAAGCCAUUUCCCUUGAUGGUUGACCCCAUCGCAUCGGAGCCGGCCGAACUACCCACAUCGCUUUCCUCGCCGAAUGAAACGACCAACGAGAUCCUAAAUCCCAAUCGGAAUGGAUUCUCCGCAGCACUGAGUUGUUAUCCCAUCGUAAAAGAAAUCGCUCGCGCCAUCGACCUAAAUACCCUCUAUGCACUGUCGAACAUAUGUCGCCAGUUCCACGUAAACUUGGCGCCGUUCCGCCACCAACUAGCGAGAGAGACUCUCCGGUGCGAGAAUGAAUACAUCGAAACCCUAGCAGAGAUGUUGGACAGCGGCUCUGUCCUCCCAGACAGUGUCAAAUCAGUCAUACGACUACUAAGCCGUCCCAGCGGCGAGCGAACCCGUAUGACCCGCGGGAAGGUGGCCAAGUGCGCGCGCGACAUGGUGGGCGAAUGUCGACGCUGCGCCAAGGUUGUAUGCAGAAACUGCACAAUCAAACCUCCUUCCCAGCCAGCCCUUAAAAACCGCAUCCGCCGCCUCUGUCAACCCUGCGGAAUAGCGCCACUCUCCUCCCAUGUCUCCUACACAACCUCAGAUCCGCAAAACCCCGACCCAUCAAGCGAGAAUACCGUCGCGGCAAUUGCGUUCGCGCGAAACCCUUGCAAUUGCGAGGAAGCCGUCUGGCUGUGUACGCAGUGUGGAAUGACGCUGCGCAGUAAUGACACGACAUACCGUCGUGUCUGGGCGUGGCGCACGCGCUACAGCACGUACCUCGGCGGCGGACUGGGCACUGGUAUUGGUGAAGGCUCCCAGGGUGUUAAGUGCGGGCGUGGUGAGAAAUGUCUUGCUGCGCAGGAGAUUGAACUUGAGGUUGACUGUGAGGCUGAUGAGGGGUCUGGGUCCGGGAGUGAUACCAGUAGUGCGGCACAGAGUCCUGCAGCUCCUCCCUCGUUUGGUUAUGAGGGGAUUGGUGUCUCGGAUAGCCACGACGAUGAAGAGCCUGGGUAUUUCAGGCAGGAAGUUAUUGGGCUGGGUGGUAUUGUUAAGCAUAAGUCUAAAAAGAGGGUUAAUGUUGGUGCUUGUGUUGUUGAGUAUGAGGAUGAGAGGGAUACAGGGAAUUAUCUUGAGAGGGAGGAGAAGGGUUUAUAUCGUGCUUGGUGUGGGUGGUGUUCUAGAGUGAUUCCGGCGGAGAGCGAGCAGGCUUGA
This is a messenger RNA of Penicillium verrucosum, 1239 nucleotides long. RefSeq lists its product as uncharacterized. Bases 1 to 1239 code for a protein of 412 amino acids. Lineage: Eukaryota; Fungi; Ascomycota; Eurotiomycetes; Eurotiales; Aspergillaceae. The record is from RefSeq and is a predicted model, not a curated record. The transcript has 3 exons.